This is a messenger RNA of Fonsecaea multimorphosa CBS 102226, 2361 nucleotides long. RefSeq lists its product as uncharacterized. Gene Ontology annotation, molecular function: DNA binding; DNA-binding transcription factor activity, RNA polymerase II-specific; zinc ion binding. Gene Ontology annotation, biological process: regulation of DNA-templated transcription; DNA-templated transcription. The record is from RefSeq and is a predicted model, not a curated record. The transcript has 5 exons. The coding region runs from base 1 to 2361 and encodes 786 amino acids. NCBI's taxonomy places the organism in Eukaryota, Fungi, Ascomycota, Eurotiomycetes, Chaetothyriales, Herpotrichiellaceae.
AUGCACCAAGGCCAUGACAUGAUGGAGAUACGAGAAAGCUCUGAAGGACCUCCUUCGGCCACGACCGUGAUGAAACGAAAGCGCCGAGCCAUCCGGGCAUGUAAAUCUUGCCGUGAAAGAAAAGUCCGGUGCGACCAGCAGCAUCAAGGCAUACCAUGUACAAACUGCAAGCUCGACUUGAAGCCCUGCGUUGUGCUUGAUCGCAAGGUCGCAACACAGCCCGUCAUCUCCUCGUCUCGGUGUGGAGUGCAGCGCGAAGCUAGUCGCCCAAUGCUUUACAAAUGCGCAGCGGGAGAUGGACCAAUUUAUUCAUAUGAAUCGCGGAGACAACUCGACAGUAACGACGGAAACAUGUCUUUAUCCCGGCAGCCAGCCUCCAAAUCUUGCAAUGCAUCCGAGAUGACGGGAAGCAAGCCAUUCAUGCUUGAUUCCGCAAUCCUAGAGGCACAGAAGUUCAACUGCAGCCCCAUACAUGCCAACGAUGCACCACAGGGGCCUCUAUAUAAGACGACUAGAUGGCAGACCGGUGGCGUACCAUCGUUCAUUGCACCCUUACCUAUCUAUCUUGAACCCGUCACCAUUGAAUUUCUUGCCAACAAAGGCGUGUUCGAAGUUCCGUCGAGGCCACUUGUAAGACAGUUUUUCUCGGCAUAUUGGGAUACUAUCCACCCAAUUUUCCCUGUCCUGCAUCCAGGUCGUGUGGCGUUGGCUUCAUCUCUUGCUGCAGUCCCGAAUAAUAAGGAAAUCCCCCGUCCCAGCUUGUUGGAGGUAUAUGCCGUCAUGAUGGCUGUUUGUCCUUUUGCGCCGGUGUCUCUUCUACAGAAGCUUGGACACAAUAACGCCCAAGAUGCUCAGCAGCUUUACUAUGAGCGCGCCAGGCAUCUCCUACAUUGCGAUGGCGAAUCUGAUCCUAUCAACCGUUUACAGGCCCUCUUACUUAUGACCCAAAGCACCGAGGUAAGAGAUGGUGCAAGAGAUUGCUGCUUCUGGUCUGGGACUGCGUUAGCCUAUGCCGAGUCCCUAGACCUCUUGAAAAUGUUGCGUGCUACAAAGGAUGCUGAACAUAAGGAAUUUUUGCACCGAUUAUGGUGUUGCUGCUUCGUCAGCGAGACAAUUUUCGCCUUCAGUCGGCGGCGGUCGCCAAAAAUGCGAAUGGAUCUCGAGUGUGAGCAUGUUUUGCGAUCACAAGAGUUCAACGACCAGAGAUUACCGGUCGCAAGAGUGGUCUCAUCCACAUGCAAUCCCGCCGAUGGUACGGCGCAUCCCAUGGAACCCUUUGGAAAUCUCGUGCGCCUGAUGUCUCAUAUCCAUUACAUGCUCUCAAUAAAGCACGCCCCGCCAUAUCUGUCAAGUCAUCGUGAUACCAUCGCACAUACGAGUGGGACGGACACUUCCAUGACUCUCACAAGUCCGGAACUGACGAAUUGUCGCAAUCAAUUGCAGAAGAGCGCAGGAAUCUUGUCUGAGAAGCUCAGGCAAUCACCAGAUGAGCAUUCCUCGUCGAACGCUGGACAACGUGCAGCAUCAGAGCGCCUUUUCUUGCGGAUGAUCAUGGCGGCUGCAGAUUGCGUGUUUUAUUUUGACUCAAGUUGCUCAUUGCGGUGCCGCCAUACAGCAAAUGACAGAGUGAGGUGCAGCAAGCUUAGGAAAAAGGCAUGCGAUGCUGCACAUCAAAGUUCUCAGCUAGCCAAAGAUGCCUUGGGUUCACAAUGUCCGGAUUUUAUGCCCGCUUGGAGCCUCCAAUUUCUCUUGCCUCCCGUGACGAUCUUAAUCCUUGAGGCCAAAUCAUUGGAUGGAGAGGCACGCGACCUAGCGAUCCAAAGAUUGAUAUCUUUGACGGGGCUUCUGCAAACGCUCGGAAAGAGAUUUAUGCCUGUGCAACGGGCCGUGACACUGUUAGAGGCUGCUAGCAAGAGUGCUGGCGGUCCUUUACAGACACCUGGAAUCCCUUCACCAGACCUCUUUCCAACACAUCUGCAGUCGCUUGGCCCGGGCACUGAAGACGGAAAGGAUUCAAGGCAAGGCAAGGCGACAGGCGGGGAACAACUUAGCCCCAACAAUUUAGAAUGGAUUCGAGCAGCCACUGUUUCAACACCACCUGCAGUGGCAGAAAGUCCAGCACGAAAGGCCGCAGGCCAGGACAUCGGCGGCCUCCCAUCGUGUUAUCUCUUCGAGGUCGAGGACCGCUAUGACGAGCAACCAAACGCCGCUGGUAACACGGUGUUCGGAAGUUGGUCGUCCCCUUCAUCGGCUGAUCCUUACUCUCAGCAGUGUGUCCAGCCGACCCUCAACGAAUUUACCGCAAUUGACGACAUCACAUCACCUUGGCUAGACGGAUGGGAAGACAUUUUGCAGAGCUAA